This is a messenger RNA of Acanthopagrus latus (yellowfin seabream), 5187 nucleotides long. RefSeq names its product HHIP-like protein 1. Lineage: Eukaryota; Metazoa; Chordata; Actinopteri; Spariformes; Sparidae. The transcript has 14 exons. The record is from RefSeq and is a predicted model, not a curated record. Bases 980 to 3883 code for a protein of 967 amino acids. Gene Ontology annotation, cellular component: membrane.
GACAGAGAGAGGAGGGUCUGGGAAUGCUGAAGCGGGGGAGAGCCGCAAGGGAGGAGAGAGGUGGAAAGUUGCAACUUCAGGGCAAUAUGGACCGCAUGCUAUGGGAAGGAAUGCAUGUGCCUUUGUAGGAGAGUGAAGGAGCAAAUGAAAAGAAGAGGAGGCGGAGGAAAGAAGCGAGGAGGGGAGGGAUCUAGGCAGAGGCUGCAGCGUGGCUCUGUGUCUGAAUGAAAGAGCCUCUCUCUCCGACUCUCUCCUGCUGUCUGUAUGCACGGCUCACGUCUGCUGCAGCAAAUGAGCACAUGUCCGGAGCAAACACAGCGAGACUCUCCAAGUGACGCCGAGCGGGACGUAAAUAUUUUGCAGAAACAACGCCUGAGGGUGCAGCUUCAAAAUUUCAAAAUGCCUUCUUAAUUUAGCCCUUUUUCUAAGAAGCUGGAUUUCUUCUUAGCUAUCUGACUGCUUGUUUUUGGAGGAUUGCUUGGCAUCCAGACAUUUUCUGUAUUUGGAGACUUUCUCUCUUUCUAGAAUAUAUUGUGAUCCACAGGUGUUUCUGAAGAUACUCUGUGUUUGCAGCGCCACACACCACCUGGACUCACCAUCAAAAGAUCCGGAUCAGUUUCGCCUCACUUUACUAUAUGUACACAGAGCAAUCUGUUGUACUUUGUUGGUCUAUGGCCAACUUGCACGCACACGUGAUGCUGGCUCAGUGUGUUUGACACACACACACACACACACACAGACACAGUUGCCUAAAGAGAGCAAAUGAGGACGACCAUUGCUUCAAACCUUUUCAGAAAAUCUUACUUUGAGUCUCACACUUGUGCUUGACAGAUGCUGGUGGAGAUGUAACAUUUAAAUUGUCAUUCAACAAGUCAACUCAUUAUAGUGAAAAAAAACCACAGACGAGCUGCUUCGACUCACUGCGCAACUGGAUCAAGAAUUGAACAAUCCUGGUCUGAAGGACAGCAUCUUCCGCACCAUGACCUCUAAUUUGCAGCACGCCCUCUUCCCUCACCUCCUUCUCCUCGUCCUGCCGUUGCUCCUCCAGGCCUGGUGGGGUAGCUGUCACCCCCAGUGUUUGGACUACAAGCCUCCAUUCGAGCCCCAGCAGCCACUGCUCUUCUGUAAGGAGUAUUCCAAGUUCGGAUGCUGCGAUGUGGAGAAAGACGAGGAGAUAUCAGUCCGCUUUUACAGCAUCAUGGAAAACUUUGACAGCUCAGGCUACGCAACCUGUGCCAAGUACAUACGAAGCAUCCUCUGCCAGGAGUGUUCACCGUACGCCGCUCACCUGUACGACGCCGAAGAUGCCAACACACCUAUGCGGAUGCUGCCCGGCCUGUGCGGUGAUUACUGCUCCGACUACUGGCACCAGUGUCGCUACACACUCAGUCUCCUGUUGGAAGACUUGGGUGGCCCGCAGCAAUUCUCGAACCUGACGGCAACCAUAGAAGAAGAUCGCAGAAGGUUCUGCGACUUCCUGGAGCUGAAGGACAGGCAGUACUGCUAUCCUAACGUAGUUUCCAAUGCAGAGCUCAAUGCUAACCUUGGCAUUGUCCGCGAGGAUCCUAAAGGAUGUCUGGAGUUAUGCUUGGAGGAGGUUGCCAACGGGCUCCGUAACCCUGUGGCCAUGAUCCACGCAGACGAUGGAACCCACCGGUUCUUUGUGGCGGAGCAGCUGGGCUACGUGUGGGUGUAUCUGGCAAACGGAUCCAGGAUCGACCGUCCUUUCCUCAACCUCACCCGCGCUGUGCUCACUUCGCCGUGGGCUGGAGACGAGAGGGGGUUCCUCUGCAUAGCCCUACACCCGAGGUUCACCACGGUCAGAAAAGCCUAUGUGUACUACUCUGUGUCUGUCAAGAAGGAGGAGAGGAUAAGAAUCAGCGAGUUCACACUGUCAGCACACGAUGACAACCAGCUGGACCACUCCUCCGAGAGAACCAUCCUUGAGGUGGUAGAGCCGGCAUCCAAUCACAAUGGAGGACAGCUUCUAUUUGGCCAUGACGGGUAUCUGUACAUCUUCAUCGGGGAUGGUGGCCGUGCCGGGGACCCAUUUGGCAAGUUCGGCAAUUCACAGAACAAGUCAACGCUGCUCGGCAAGGCGCUACGUGUUGAUAUCGAGAACAACGAUGAUGGACCCCCGUACACCAUUCCCUCAGACAACCCGUUCUUGUCCGAAAAAGAAGCACGACCUGAGAUUUAUGCCUAUGGAGUUCGCAACAUGUGGCGCUGCUCCAUCGACCGCGGUGACCCCGUGACAGGCCUAGGCCGGGGCAGGAUGUUUUGCGGUGAUGUAGGCCAGAACAAGUAUGAAGAGGUGGAUCUCAUUGUGAAAGGAGGCAACUACGGAUGGAGGGCCAAAGAAGGUUUCAGCUGCUACGAUCGAAAACUCUGCCAGAACUCCUCGCUGGAUGACAUCUUGCCAAUCUUUGCCUACCCGCACAAGUUGGGCAAAUCGGUGACAGGAGGCUACAUCUACAGAGGCUGUCAGAUGCCCAACCUCAACGGACUCUACAUCUUUGGGGACUUCAUGAGCGGGCGUCUGAUGUCUCUGAAGGAGGACGUCAACUCAGGUGAAUGGCAGUAUAAUGAGAUCUGCAUGGGGACCGACCAGACGUGCAGAUUCCCCAGACUCAUCAACAGCUACUAUAAAUACAUCAUCUCCUUUGCUGAGGAUGAAGCAGGUGAACUGUAUUUCUUAGCCACUGGAGCCCCGAGUGCCACAGCCAGAGCAGGUGUCAUCUAUAAGAUCGUGGACCCUUCCAGGCGAGCACCACCAAGAAAAUGCACCAUCAAGCCUUCACCUGUUAAGAUUAAAGGAAAACUUAUUCAUUUCCACCCCAAAGAAGAGUUUGUAAUCAACAAGAAACCGACCACCACAGCUGUACCCACGACAACCACAAGAAGAACUACAACCACGACAAAGACACCCACAAGGAGAAAGUCACCUAUUAUAAUAAUAAAACCACCGAUGCCAACAAGAAGAACAAUAAGAAAGCCGGCACCACCACCACCGGCAACAACAGAAGCAAUAGCAAGAAAAGCAACAACGAGAGAAACGUCGCCACCAACAACAAGGAAAACAACAAGAAAAACACCUCCACCACCACCAACUAUAAAAGCAACAAUAAAAACAACUACAGCAACAACAAUAAAACCAACAACCACACCAACAACUGUCCAGAUGGCAACAACCCCCGCCCCGACCACACCCACUGGUUAUCGUACAACCGUCAUGACUGCAGCCCUCUCUAGGAUUGCUCAAACCCCAAUCGACACCACAUCCCCAACCAGGAGACACGGGAGACCCCUUCAGUAUCCUCCUUCUUCCACAUCCCAACCUUUACACCAAGUUUAUCCUUCUCCAUCCACCACACCACAGUCGCCAUACUGGAGCCAGAAACCUACAGCAACAGGCUACAAGCCCCAGAUCAACACAACACUGCUUAAAUCUCAAGAGGAGAAGCUACGGCUUGGAGAGAAGCUGGAUGUCACUGUGGAGGGUAACCAAGUAUUUAAGAGUCCUCGAGGAAGAGGUCGCAAGAGAGGAAGAAGGCUGCGGGGUGGCUCAGUGCGACUGGUGAGCCCUGAUGGUUUACUGGAUCGAGGCAGAGUGGAGAUCUUCCUCCGAGGCGAGUGGGGGACAGUGUGCGACGACCUUUUCACCUCCAAGGCGGGUACCGUAGUGUGCCGACAGCUUGGCUUCAGGACGGUGCUGGCCGUGAUGAAGAGGGCGGCGCUGGGGGAGGCGGACAAAAGCAUCAGGAUUCUAUUGGAUGACGUGGAGUGCGAGGGAGGGGAGAGGUCACUGCUGGAGUGCAAGAGGUCCAAGGUUGGGAAACAUAACUGCUCACAUGGGGAAGAUGUCGGGGUGAUCUGUGGUUAACACGAGGCCCGAGAAGUAAAAGUAUCAGAAGUAAACGAAGAGACAGCGGAUAGAAGUUCGUCACAUAUACUAUAGGAAGAGAUUAUCUGAAGAAGACUGUGCAUUUCUGCAAUGUUGGUGAUGCCAGUUUACCAUUUCCACGAAUUGUAUUUCUCCAUGUUUACCGGUUUUGUUUGUUCUUCUUUUAUUUUCUUAUCCUCCGCUAAAUGAAAAAAAGAAUGCCCAUGUUUAUCACUUUUAACACUUUCUGUGUUUAUUUCAGAUCCAAGAACAGAAGAUAAGAGUUUCUUUUAAACUUAAACUCACUCAGUCCACUGCUUUGUAAAACCUAACCACGCUCAGAGUGAUGUGUAUCAGCAAACGAAUGAUUAAACUCAGUUUCAGUCACACUUCUUUGGUUUACGUAGCUAUGGUGAUCUUGCCGACUUGUCAGCUAAUUUUAACCUCUAAUAUCGAUAUUUACAAUAGUUUGGUUCAGUUCAGCGCACUUACUUGUGGAAGCGUAUUGAAGCUGCUGAGGCUAACUAUGCUAACUGUCUUGUUAGUGACCAAGAAUACAAGUAGUCACCAAGCUUUGUGCAUUGUUUGUUUAAUGGUCCAGUGUGCAGGCCAUAGUGGCAAUGAGCAGUGAGGUUGCAGACUCCAGCCAACUGAAUAACCCUCAGUUUCCAGUGUUUGUCCAUUCUGGGCUACUGUUGGAACAUGGGCGGUACAACAUGGUGGACUGCUCCCUCUGUACAUAUAGAAGGCUCAUUCUGAUUUGGCAAAAACAUAAAGAUUCUUAUUUGAAGGUCAAUUUACAUCAAAGAAAACUUAUGAAUAUUAAAUUCCAUUUCUGCCCAUAGGUAGCCCUAAAUCCUACACACUGCACCUUUAACAACUUUUAAACCUGACUUGUUUUUGUUUUUUUUAAUGGUUUUUACACAUUUUGAUCAGCAUGGACUGAGUGAGUAUUGGAAAACCUUGAAUCAUAUUCUUACUGUGUGUUGUGUUUACAUACUGUACCUAGACAUCCAUGAAGCAACAAGAAAGUAUAUCUUGUUAAAACAGUCGAGUGUGUUCUAUAAAGAUAUCUGUAUUUUUGUAUUGUAUAAUUUCAGCAGGUCUAUUUUCUAAAGCAGUUUACAUAUAUAGAAUUUUGAUACAUUCUUGAAUGUAGUUUUAAGAUGAAAAAUAAAAGAACUUUAACAAGGAAAUGCAGGACAUUCGGUACGAUGAAUGUAAUAAAAUGUUUCCAGUUUCAUACACAGGUAUUUGAGGGCACAGAGUGCUCGUGAUAUGAAUAAAGUUUUACUGCAAAAUGA